AUGUCUUCUCAGACGUCUGCUUGUGACAUGGAUCCUGAAAAGGGGACCAUGGACUCGGUCCUUCCAAGCCCCGCUCCUAGCGUUAUCUCUCCUCCUAGCGUGUACGAGCUCAAGCAGAGAGUCACGCCGCCCAGUCGAUCAAAGUUCCACAUAAAACUUUCUAGCGUCUCCCCCAACAAAGAUGCAGAAAAGAAGUCCAAGAAAAAUCAAGUGAGCCGAUGGGUCCAAUUUCAGCUAUGGUUUAAUACAUAUCGGAAGUUCUACUGUAUAAUCUUGAUUAUCAACCUCGUUGGCCUGGUGCUGGCUGCUACCGGUGUAUGGGCGUAUCCACACCAGUAUUCUGGAGCUCUCCUCCUCGGGAAUCUGCAGACAGCCAUUCUGAUGCGGAAUGAGCUAUUCCUUCGAUUUUUGUAUCUGUUGGUCAAUUCAUGCUUUGCUAAGUGGACUCCCCUUUGGUUUCGACUAUCCUGCACCUCUGCAUUGCAACACAUCGGAGGCAUACACUCUGGAUGCGCAACUUCAGGGUGUAUAUGGCUUACAUAUCGGGUGGUAAUCCUUUUCAUCGAAGGUAGCAAUGAUGCUGUUUUAGCCACUGGCAUAACUACAGACGUUGCGGUGGCCAUUAGCAUUGCGAGCGCCUUUCCUUGGGUGCGGAACAAUCACCACAACGUUUUUGAACGCCAUCACCGUUUCAUUGGGUGCUACGACCUUGAAACGCGUUCAAUGGAUCCAAAGGGCACUUAUAUCCUUCGCCAGCAAGAUUUCUGGUAUAUUUUCAUUAUGACAAUACUCGUUAUAAUUCCUUGGGUCACUGUCCGCCAAGUGAAAGUGGACGUUGAAAUCCCUUCACCAAAGGUCGUAAUUCUUCGCUUCGAGCGCGGUAUGCAGCAGGGUCUGCUAGCAAGAAUAUCGAGAGGGUGCAUUUGGGAGUACCAUGCUUUUGGAAUAAUAUCCGAAGGGACUCAUGCGAAAUAUCACUAUCUGAUCUGUGGAGUACAGGGUGAUUUUACGCGUCGUCUUGUGGAUGAUCCACCCAAGUAUCUCUGGACGCGACAGCUCAAGUUUGCUGGAGUCUCUAAUACGUCGGCACUAUACAAGAGAGGUAUCCGAGUCUGCACUGGUACCGGUCUUGGUGCUGCUUUAUCGACGUGUCUACAACUGUACUUGAUAUGGAUUGGCUCUGAUCAAGAAAAGACGUUCGGCCCCACAAUAUCUGGUUUGAUUCAUCGGCACUUGGGGCCUGAACGCGUGACACUUUGGGAUUCCAAGCAGCGAGGUGGACGUCCAGACAUAAUGAAACUUCUCAAGGAGAUUUAUGACUCGUGGCAAGCGGAAGUCAUAUUUAUAACGUCAAACUAUCAAGGAAAUAAGGAGAUGAUGGAAGGCUGCAAGCAGGCUGGCAUGCCUGCCUUUGGAACACUGUGGGAUUUCUAG
This is a messenger RNA of Serpula lacrymans var. lacrymans S7.9, 1434 nucleotides long. RefSeq lists its product as uncharacterized. Lineage: Eukaryota; Fungi; Basidiomycota; Agaricomycetes; Boletales; Serpulaceae. The transcript is spliced from 13 exons. Bases 1 to 1434 code for a protein of 477 amino acids. The record is from RefSeq and is a predicted model, not a curated record.